Molecule: messenger RNA, 3422 nt
Organism: Toxotes jaculatrix (banded archerfish)
Lineage: Eukaryota; Metazoa; Chordata; Actinopteri; Toxotidae
Product: heterogeneous nuclear ribonucleoprotein L-like
Exons: 13
Coding region: 84-1730 (548 amino acids)
Biological process (GO): mRNA processing; regulation of RNA splicing
Cellular component (GO): nucleus
Molecular function (GO): mRNA binding
Source: RefSeq, a predicted model, not a curated record
GAGGCUGAGUCUCUGCAGGUGUCACCGCGCGUCUCGUCUCUUCCUCCGUUUACUGAAAAUCUUCACCCGUGAAUUCACCUGUGAUGGAAGCGAGAGCAGACGGAGGAGGCGGAGGAGGAGGGGGUUACCACCGGGCAGCCAAGCGGCUCCGAACUGAGGAGGAGGCCGGCGCAGAGGAGCUGGAGGACGGGGAGGAGGAGGAGCAGGACUCCGCCGGUGAGGAGGCAGCGGGGAGCGGGGGCACCGAGAGCAGGAGCCGGAGGAGCGGAGGGAAGGACGGCGUGGAGGACAGUCAUCGCAUCCCCCCGUCCCCAGUUGUCCACGUCCGAGGGCUCUGCGACGCCGUGGUGGAGGCUGAUCUGGUGGAGGCACUCGACAAGUUUGGCAACAUCUGCUACGUGAUGAUGAUGCCCUUUAAGCGUCAGGCGCUGGUGGAGUUCGACAGCGUGGAGAGCGCUGAGCGCUGCGUGUCGUGCGGAACCCGUGAGGUCGUCCACAUCGCCGAGCAGCAGGCCUUCUUCAACUUCUCCACCAGCCAGAGGAUCACCAGACCCACCAACGCAGACGACCCCAGCAGCGGAAACAAGGUCCUGCUGCUGUCCAUCCAGAACCCACUGUACCCCAUCACCACCGAUGUGUUGUACAGCGUCUGUAACCCUGUUGCUAACGUCCUGCGCAUCGUCAUCUUCAAACGCAACGGCAUCCAGGCCAUGGUGGAAUUUGAGUCAGUGGAGGACGCUCAGAAGGCCAAACUGGCUCUGAACGGAGCCGACAUCUACGCUGGCUGCUGCACGCUCAAGAUCGAAUACGCUCGGCCCAACAGACUGAACGUCGUCCGCAAUGACAACAGCAGCUGGGAUUACACCAAACCUUUCCUCCUGCACCGAGAGCGGGGGAAGGGGAGGCAGCGUCAGGCCAUCCUGGGAGAGCAUCCAUCCAAUGGCUACGGCCCACACUGCCCCCUGCUGCCUCUGCCUGCUAACAGCAGGUACAGGAGAAGCACAGAGGAGGUUCAGGACAUGAUCUCCUACCCGCUGCUCCUCCCUAAGACCGCCUCUUCCUCCUCCUCCUGCUCCUCCUCCUUCCUGGGUCAUGCUGCCUCUAGCUCUGUCGCCAUGGUGAGCGGCCUCCACCCUGCCAAGAUGAACUGCAGCCGCAUCUUCAACCUCUUCUGUCUCUAUGGCAACGUGGAGAAGGUGAAGUUCAUGAAGAGCGUUCCCGGCACGGCACUGGUGGAGAUGGGCGAUGAGUAUGCUGUGGACCGAGCCGUGUCUCACCUCAACAACAUCAAGGUGUUCGGCAAAAAGCUCAAUGUCUGCGUGUCCAAGCAGCAGGCGGUGAUUCCCAGUCAGGUGUUUGAGCUGGCCGACGGCAGCAGCAGCUACCAAGACUUCAGUCUGACCAGAAACAACCGCUUCAGCAGCGCACACAGCGGCAGGAAUAUCAUCCAGCCGCCCGCCACUGUCCUGCACUUCUACAACGCCCCGCCCACACUCAGCCAACACCAGCUGCACAAGCUUUGUACUGAACACAACGUUCCCACCUUCACCAAGUUCAAGGUCUUUGAUGCCAAACCCACCUCAAAGACUCUGUCAGGUCUGUUGGAGUUUGACAGUAGAACUGAAGCUGUGGAAGCUCUGAUCGUCCUCAACCACCAUCAGAUCAGAAUACCCAACAGCUCCAACCCCUUCACCCUGAAACUCUGUUUCUCCACCUCCUCCCAUCUGUGACCCACAAACAAGAUGGCUGCCACAGUAUCUUCCUCCUCCAGGACGAAGCAGAGAGGAAAUACGUUCGUUACAAAAAGAGAAAACAGUGAAGAGAAGAUUGAAGUUUUUCUGAUGGAGUCGUGACGAGGCAGUCUGAAGACGAAAAGCACCUUAAUGACUUCACUGGUGACAGUUUGAUGAGCAAUGAGCCUGAAUGAUGUCAGUGGCCUGAGAGGAAACUUCUCCUCUUCCCUCCAUGAGAACACGAGCCUUCUUCCAACUGAAUUCAUAUCCUAAUGAUAUCUACAAAGAUGGAACUGUAAUUAUAAAAACCACCAGUAACGAUCAAGCAGAGUUUCUGAGGGUGAAAUAUUCGUUGUUGUAACAAAACUCAGGGAGGAAUCACUAAAAACUGUGAAGCAGUCAGAAAUCAGCCAGAUAGAGAGAGAGACAAGUAGACUAAAAUAUUUUUUAUUGUUUUAAAAUGCAAUUUUAUUUUAUUUGUUUGGUUUGGCAUGGUUUUGGUUUUACAUUGUAUUUUGUUUUUUUUUACAAUUAGUCAAGUGUAGAUGAUCCUGAACAGGGAAGGACACCAACAGUAUCAUCAAUGAAAAACUACUGAGGAUCAUUGCACAAUAUCAAACUUAAGACAUGAAACAACCAGCUUUAUGGGCCAUCUCAUAGUUUCCUAACUCUGUGUGUCUCUUCUAACAGUAAAGUAGCUUUAAACAGUUUCCACCUACAUCCAAAACUGAGACCUAAGGCUAAAACCAGGCGACGGCUACAGACAACAUCUCUGUAGAAUCCCUCAACAACAGGUGCAUGGAAGACAGUCUCAGCUGCCGCUCACAACAAAACCGGUUCCACAGUGAGUGUUUUUUUUUGUCUGAUUUAUAGAUUGAUUUUAAAUUUUACUUUUAGUUAAAAGAGAAGUCAAAGGGACAGAAGGCAAAAAAGACAUUUGUUCAGCUCGUGUAUCUUUCAGCUGUUUGAAACAAGCGUUUGUGUUUACAGCUGUACAUCUCCUGAAUUACUUUUCUAAGGAGAGCAGGCUAAGUGUUGGUUUAUUGAAGCAAUGAUCACAAAUAUUAACAGAGUUCACUGUUUUCUUUAGUCAGUCUGUACGUGAAUGGACAUAAAAGCACAACAUUAUCAAAGGCCAGAUUUUGAGCCAUGUUUACAGAAUAUUUCCGUUUUGAGGAUUAAAUCCUUUUUUUUGUUCUUGUUGUUUAAACUGUUACAUUUUCAGCAGCAAUACCUUUGUGUGGUUCUUUAGCUUUUUGUAGUUACACAGUGUGUUUGAUUCUGAAACUGAGAGAACGAUAGUCCACUGAGUGUCACUGCAUCAUAGUCAGCAGGUAUCUGUAAAUGAAAAACCACAUUUGGCUGCAGCACAAACACACUGUAAACACAACACUGACAUUUCAUUACCCUUUCAAUAUAUAUCCUGAGCUUGGUAGCAGUUUCCUACUGUUACUUACUUCCACAACCGCUGCACACAAACAACACUCCACUGGGAUGAUCAUGUUGCUCUGUGACUACUGAAUGUUGAAGUAGGCAGUUAGUUGAUGACAUGUCAGGCACGACAUGGUAAGGCAAUAGUGUGUCAGAUGUCGGCUUGUUCUGCUGCCAAGUGCAAAAAAAUCAAGAAAAAAAAAUCAACAAAUGCAGCUUUAAAUCAACCUGCAGGUCUUUGCCAUGAAAUCAGUGCAU